CCCUUCCUCCUCGCCCCCUCCCAUGGGGGCCUUCGGACCUUGGGAGGACCCCCGAGGCAGCAGCUGUCUUCCCCGCCAGUGAGAGGGGCGGUGGCAGAGGGUCCCCGGCGCUCCCGGUUCCCGGGCAGGACUGGCCCGGCCAACCCCAUCCGGAUGGCCUAGUCCGCGACCACUUCCUCCUCGACCCCCGGAGCAUCCCCCCAUCCCACCCGACCCGUUGGGUCAGAGGUGACUGAGUGACAGAAUUUCAAAACAAGCACUUGUGGUGUUCAAGAGACAUCUCUCAGGAGGAAGACCGGCCAGUUGAGUUGGCGGACCUGAUCUGAAAAGUGGCCUGAAAAGUGGCUCUAAAGAUGGCUUCGAAUUUUAUGAUCACCGGACUUGCCCUGAUGAGUCUGUGCCUAGCAACCGCAGGUCCUGUGCCCAGGACAGAGUGUGCGCUCUCACCUGUCAAUUCCUCCCAUCCGGUCCAAGCCUUGCUGGAGAGUUUCACCGUCUUGUCAGGCUGUGCAAGCAGAGGCACCACUGGCUUACCGUGGGAGGUGCACGUUCUCAAUCUCCGAAACCCGGAUGAUGGGCCCAGCCAGCUGGAAAGAGAGGUCACACUGCAUCUGAAUCCUAUUUCAUCAGUGCACAUUCACCACAAGCCAAUAAUAUUCCUGCUCAACUCCCCUAAGCCCCUGACCUGGAAGCUAAAGACAGAGAGAUUGGCGGCUGGGGUCACCAGACAAUUCUUUGUGUCUCGAGGUUCCGUGGUCCAGUUUGAGGCCGGUAACUUCUCCCAGUCAGCGACUACUGCGGAAAAGACCUUCCCACAGAGAAACGAUCAUUUGCUGCAGUGGGCUCAAAAGGAAUAUGGAGCAGUCACUUCUUUCACUGAGCUCAAGAUCUCAAGAAACAUUUAUAUCAAAGUGGGGGAAGAUCAAGUUUUCCCUCCGACCUGCACCAUCGAGAAGAACUUUCUCUCCCUCAAUUAUCUUGCUGGGUAUCUUCAGCCCAGGCCAGCAGAGGGGUGUGUGAUGUCCAGUCUGCCUCUGGAGAGAGAAGUGCACGUCAUCGAGUUAAUCACACCCAAUUCGAAUCCCUACAGUGCUUUCCAGGUGGACAUAAUAGUUGACAUCAGACCGUUUCGAAAAGAUGCCGACGUGGUCAAAAAUCUUGCUCUUAUCUUGAAGUGUAAAAAAUCUGUCAAUUGGGUGAUCAAGUCAUAUGAUGUUAAAGGCGCCCUGGAAGUUAUUGCACCAAACAGCAUUGGCUUCGGGAAAGAAAGUGAAAGGUCCAUGACUAUGAAAAAAUCAGUAAGAGUCGACAUUCCCUCAACGCAGGAGAGUUUGAUUAAGUGGGCUUUUGACCAUGGGUACGGUCCAGUUACAUCAUAUACAAUGGCUCCUGUCGCCAACCGAUUCCAUCUAAGGCUUGAAAACAAUGAGGAAAUGAGUGAUGAAGAGGAUCAUUCCAUCCCUCCAGAGCUGGCGAUACUACUGGGAGCAAGCACUCUACCGGCUCCUGAGAAUCCCCCUAUCCGAAGCCCCUUCCCUUUUCCCUUCCCUUCUAUCAACAGAAAAGGGAAACAGGAAAAAGGGGAGGAAGGCUCACCUCCCGAAAAGGAUCCUAUCAUUCAGGGCCCCAGCAUACAGCUGCUUCCCAGCCCCAAGCAACCCGAAGAGGUUCAGGGGAGCAUUGACGUCGCGCUUUCGGUCAGAUGUGAUGACGAAAAGAUGACUGUGGCCGUAGGAAAAGACUCUCUGCAGGCUAAUGGCUAUGUAGGGACGGAGCUUUCCCUGCUGGACCCCGACUGCAAAGCCAAGAUGAAUGGGACCCAUUUCAUUCUGGAAUCUUCCCUGUAUGCCUGUGGGACCAGGCGCCGAGCCUCUGCCCCAGGCAGUGUGGUUUACUAUAAUUCGAUUGUCAUCCAGGUGUCUUCUCUGAGUGACAGCAGUGGAUGGCCAAACGAUUAUGAAGAUUUGGAGUCUGGUGAUAAUGGAUUUCCAGGGGAUGCUGAUGAAGGAGAUAGUCCCUUCUUGAGCAAGCCUGAAAUUGUUGUGUUUAAUUGCACACGACGGCAGGCAGGGAUUCCGGAUGGCUCUCACAAUUCCUUCUUGUUGCCAUCUGAACCUCACGCCAGGAAUGUCACCUUCAACAUGGAGCUGUAUGCAACUGACCUCUUCCGGGUUCCAGUGCAGGGACUCUUCUCUGUGGCCGAGAAUGGGCCCAUUUAUGUUGAGGUUUCUGUCACUAAGGCCGACCGAGAACUGGGAUUUGCCAUCCAAAUGUGCUUUAUCUCUAAGUAUUCCAACCCUGAUAGAAUGUCUGAUUACACCAUCAUCGAGAACAUAUGUCCUAAAGAUGAAUCUGUGAAAUUCUAUAAUCUCCAGAAAGUCAACUUCCCUUUACUACAUGCGCAGGUGGAAAGAAAGCGAUUUAGCUUUGUGUUUAAGCCAGUCUUCAACACGUCAUUGCUCUUCCUUCAGUGUGAGCUAACCCUGUGUACAAAGAAGGAAAGAGGAACCCAAGGAUUACCCAAGUGCAUUCUUCCUGAUGAAGCCUGCCUCUCUCUGGACGCUGCCACGAUCUGGGCCAUGAUGCAAAACAAGAAAACGUUCACCAAACCGCUUGCUGUAAUCCCUCACGAAGAGAGAAAAAAAGGUCCAGUUGGUCCCAUACCAAACAAAAUUCCUCAACCAAUUUUCCAUGGUCUGGACACGCUGACAGUAGUGGGCAUCGCGUUUGCGGCAUUCGUGAUCGGCGCUCUCCUGACUGGAGCCCUCUGGUAUAUCUACUCGCAUACAGGAGAGACAGCGGGAAGACAGCCGGUCCCUACAACACCCCCAGCCUCCGAGAACAGCAGCGCUGCCCACAGUAUCGGCAGUACCCAGAGCACCCCCUGCUCCAGCAGCAGCACGGCUUAGUGCCGGGGAGAGACGAAGCUAAGGAACCGGGAAGGAGGGCAGUUGUUCAAAGGGACCUGUUUGUUGGUGUUCGCUGUCUGAACUUGG
This is a messenger RNA of Ornithorhynchus anatinus (platypus), 2996 nucleotides long. It is a transcript of the gene TGFBR3, whose product is annotated as transforming growth factor beta receptor 3. The coding region runs from base 354 to 2909 and encodes 851 amino acids. NCBI's taxonomy places the organism in Eukaryota, Metazoa, Chordata, Mammalia, Monotremata, Ornithorhynchidae. The record is from RefSeq and is a predicted model, not a curated record. The transcript has 17 exons.